AUGAAGACUUUUAGCAUAAAAGAAAAUGGAAUCAUAGUAAAUUAUAGUGAUGCGAUAAAUUUAAGAAUAAAUUAUCCAAACGAUAAAAGAAUUAAAAUCUCCAAAGACGGAUCAAAAUUUAUUAAAAUCGAUCAUAUUAAGAAUGAUCAUUAUAAAAUACAAACAAAAUGGUUAAAACCUCUUGGUAUUUUAAUUGCUAAUUACUUACGACAAAAACAUAACUUACCUAUUAGAGAAGAUCAAGAAUAUCUUCUGAAUUUCCCUAGCGGAUAUGAAUUUUUUGAUUACGUAACGUACAACGAUACAAGUCUGACGACUAAAGUUCGCACGGACAAUUACUUAUUCGGAAAAUACAGAUUUCGCUCAACUAAUGAAUUCUUACCUCAUUUAAUAUGGAUGAUCUCAGAUAAAUCUGAAGAAUGUGAAUGUUGUUAUUGUCCAAAGAAUAGUCGUACGGCGAAAAAGAAGAGAGAAUUGGAAAUAUCCGCUUCCGCUUCUUUAGAAAACACCAUGAAGAAACAAAGGAUAAAUAAAUUAACACCUUUGUCAUUACUUUCUAUUUCCACCUUACCAAAUAAAUAUUCCCUAAUUAAUAAAUCACCAACUAUUUCCUUUAAUUCAAAAAAUACUUUGCCAAAAUUUUCUUCUCUUGCGCCAUCUUAUAACAAUGAUUCAUCUUUACAAAGGGUUUCGUUUUAUUCACCAAAUAAUCCUCAAAUAUCAAAAAUUUCAUAUUAUUCCUUGAACAACAAUAAUCACGCUACUUCUUCCCUCGUAAAAGAAUCCAAUUCCUUUGAUCAUUUGUGUAAAGCACAAUAUAGAGUAAAUGAAAUAGUUUGGAUUUGUUUACUAAGUGAUGAUUCAAUGGAAACCUUUGAAAACAUUAACAAGGUUAUCACUAAUCAUAAUGCCAGGAUCCCUUAUUGGCCUGCUCUUAUAACAAACUCAACAUUUAAUACAUCGGUUUCAAAAUAUGUUUAUACCGUUAAAUUUAUUUAUCUCGUCGUUGAAGAGAUCAAUGUAUUAGAGGAUUAUAUUUCUCCUUUCUCCUUCUCUUUGGUAGACAUCACGAAUAAAAUUCGAUCAAAUCAAGUAAAAGUCAUUUGUCAUUCUCAUUAUAGAUAUUUGGAAGUGAUUUCGUGCGUAACACAUUUAAAGAAAACUUUUACGUUAUAUUCUCCAUCAUAUGACGCAGAGAACAACUUGUAUCACUACGACUCCAUCUUGAUUGGUGCCGAAGAAAUCACUUUAGGUGAUACGGUUAAACUUGCAUCAACAACUGACCUAUUUAUAAUCAAAGAUAUUACAAGCGAUUCAGAUAGAGAUAAUGUAAAGUUCAUCGGUAAUUAUGUAUUAGACGACAAAGAUGAUAAACAACAACAAUUACCACCACAACACCUUUCACAAAUCUCAAUUAAUAUAAAUCAAAUUGGUGGUAAAAAUUACACUAGAUUUCCAAAAAUCUUUUACAUCGUGAAUUAA
Molecule: messenger RNA, 1482 nt
Organism: Funneliformis mosseae
Lineage: Eukaryota; Fungi; Glomeromycota; Glomeromycetes; Glomerales; Glomeraceae
Source: the annotation of a GenBank genome assembly